AUGCCAUACAGAAUGUUUGACCUGACGCCAUACAGAAUGUUUGACCUGACGCCAUACAGAAUGUUUGACCUGACGCCAUACAGAAUGUUUGACCUGACGCCAUACAGAAUGUUUGACCUGACGCCAUACAGAAUGUUUGACCUGACGCCAUACAGAAUGUUUGACCUGACGCCAUACAGAAUGUUUGACCUGACGCCAUACAGUAUGUUUGACCUGACGCCAUACAGUAUGUUUGACCUGACGCCAUACAGAAUGUUUGACCUGACGCCAUACAGUAUGUUUGACCUGACGCCAUACAGAAUGUUUGACCUGACGCCAUACAGUAUGUUUGACCUGAUACCAUACAGAAUGUUUGACCUGAUGCCAUACAGAAUGUUUGACCUGAUGCCGUACAGAAUGUUUGACCUGAUGCCGUACAGAAUGUUUGACCUGAUGCCGUACAGAAUGUUUGACGUGAUGCCGUACAGAAUGUUUGACGUGAUGCCGUACAGAAUGUUUGACGUGAUGCCAUACAGAAUGUUUGACGUGAUGCCAUACAGAAUGUUUGACGUGAUGCCAUACAGAAUGUUUGACGUGAUGCCAUACAGAAUGUUUGACGUGAUGCCAUACAGAAUGUUUGACGUGAUGCCAUACAGAAUGUUUGACGUGAUGCCAUACAGAAUGUUUGACGUGAUGCCAUACAGAAUGUUUGACGUGAUGCCAUACAGAAUGUUUGACGUGAUGCCAUACAGAAUGUUUGACCUGAUGCCAUACAGAAUGUUUGACCUGAUGCCGUACAGAAUGUUUGACCUGAUGCCGUACAGAAUGUUUGACGUGAUGCCGUACAGAAUGUUUGACGUGAUGCCGUACAGAAUGUUUGACGUGAUGCCGUACAGAAUGUUUGACCUGAUGCCGUACAGAAUGUUUGACGUGAUGCCGUACAGAAUGUUUGACCUGAUGCCAUACAGAAUGUUUGACCUGAUGCCAUACAGAAUGUUUGACCUGAUGCCAUACAGAAUGUUUGACCUGAUGCCAUACAGAAUGUUUGACGUGAUGCCAUACAGAAUGUUUGACGUGAUGCCAUACAGAAUGUUUGACGUGAUGCCAUACAGAAUGUUUGACGUGAUGCCAUACAGAAUGUUUGCUUCCCAAUACGUACAUUUACUUCCAAAGUUUCCUCUCUGAUAGCUGAAGAAUAAACAUUACUCGCUGACAAACUAAA
This is a messenger RNA of Oncorhynchus keta (chum salmon), 1201 nucleotides long. RefSeq lists its product as uncharacterized. Lineage: Eukaryota; Metazoa; Chordata; Actinopteri; Salmoniformes; Salmonidae. The coding region runs from base 1 to 1164 and encodes 387 amino acids. The record is from RefSeq and is a predicted model, not a curated record. The transcript has 2 exons.